AAAAUCAAACACAAUUAUUUUUAAACAGCGAAAGAAAAUGCGGAAGAACAAGAUGUUGUGACAACGUAUUUACAAUCUGUGACAAUCAUGUAUGUGAGCUCUCUCUUGGAUAAAGAAACCAGCAUGUAUCCAGGAUCUGCAAGGUGCAGCAGCAACAAUCUGCCAGUGCAAAACUUUGUGUCUACUCCACCCUAUUCAGAUUACAUGGGAUAUCAUCAUGUGCCAACCCUGGACACCCAUGGACAGCCUGCGGGAACCUGGGGAUCUCACUAUGGCCCACAGAGGGAGGACUGGAAUGCUUACGGCCCAGGACCUUCCAGCACGGUUGCUGCUGCACAGAUCAAUGGCUCGUCUCCUGGACAGGUCUCCUACAGUUCUGCUGAUUACAGCUCCCUCCAUCCUGCUGGAUCUGGGGGGUUACCUCCUGUAGAUACAAUUAAUACACAGCAAAUCUCUCCCAACAGCCAAAGGCACAGCUCUUAUGAAUGGAUGAGGAAAACAGUGCAAGCUAACACUACUGGUAAAACAAGAACAAAAGAAAAGUACCGAGUUGUUUACACAGAUCAUCAGAGACUAGAAUUAGAGAAGGAAUUUCACUGCAACAGAUAUAUUACAAUAAGGAGAAAGUCAGAACUUGCAGCUAACCUGGGACUAUCUGAAAGACAGGUGAAAAUCUGGUUCCAGAAUCGCCGAGCCAAAGAAAGAAAAAUCAUCAAGAAGAAAAUAUCUCAGUUUGAUGGCAGCGGGGGCUCAGUUCAGAGUGACUCUGGUUCACUCAGUCCAAACGAAAUAUCUAGUUCUCUGUUCCCACCACCACAUGGAAUAAAUGGAUUACAGCCUAAUGACAUUCAUCAAGUCAUAGUUUCAGAAUGAACAGGAAAAAAA
Fulmarus glacialis (Northern fulmar) is the source of this 885-nucleotide messenger RNA. RefSeq names its product homeobox protein CDX-4-like. Gene Ontology annotation, cellular component: nucleus. Lineage: Eukaryota; Metazoa; Chordata; Aves; Procellariiformes; Procellariidae. The transcript is spliced from 3 exons. Gene Ontology annotation, biological process: animal organ morphogenesis; embryo development; anterior/posterior axis specification. Gene Ontology annotation, molecular function: RNA polymerase II transcription regulatory region sequence-specific DNA binding; DNA-binding transcription factor activity, RNA polymerase II-specific. The record is from RefSeq and is a predicted model, not a curated record. Bases 88 to 873 code for a protein of 261 amino acids.